Megalops cyprinoides (Indo-Pacific tarpon) is the source of this 1235-nucleotide messenger RNA. It is a transcript of the gene rab24, whose product is annotated as RAB24, member RAS oncogene family. Bases 547 to 1155 code for a protein of 202 amino acids. The record is from RefSeq and is a predicted model, not a curated record. Gene Ontology annotation, molecular function: GTPase activity; GTP binding. NCBI's taxonomy places the organism in Eukaryota, Metazoa, Chordata, Actinopteri, Elopiformes, Megalopidae. The transcript has 9 exons.
UUUCACGUCGCAUCCAACUUUUCACCCCCUUUCCUAACUUCCCCUCCCUUGAAAAAAACAUACUUUGGAUUACAGCUGGCAAGUUUGUUCCUGUUUGUGGGUGCCAAAAACAAAGCAGCCCUAAAGGCAGAAAAACUGUCAAUUUUCUGACAACGUAAUAUGAUGGGGCUUGAAAAAAGUCUAUGACUAUAUGCCAAAUAUAAACAAGGAAGACUUGGAAAUGCCACCCCUGUGUUUUCUUUACAGCACGGUUGGCUCGCUAGCUCUCUAGCCUACUCAUUCGCACGCAAACAUUACACGGUGAUGCACAGCGAAAUGUGGAUAGAGGUACGUCGAGAAAAGGUGGAAGUUCACUAAGCAGCUGGUAAGCCAGCGAGCUGACUCGUGUGUGAAUUAUCCUUCUGCUUGCCAAAUGUGGAACUGAAAACAUUCUACAACGAAAUGUGGAAAUUGCCUAAUUUCGAUUCAGCAUUGUGACCAGUGGUCGCACAUCGCCAAGACAUCACAUCCAGCUUCCCCAUCCCUGUCCCUCUCACUCUGGUCAUCAUGAGUAGUCACCGGGUCGAUGCCAAGGUCGUCAUGCUGGGGAAGGAGAGUGUGGGCAAGACAAGCCUGGUGGAGAGAUUUGUGCACCACCGCUUUCUCGUAGGACCAUAUCAAAAUACCAUUGGAGCAGCAUUUGUUGCAAAACCAGUCCAGGUGGGAGACAAAGUAGUGACCCUGGGAAUAUGGGACACAGCUGGAUCAGAGCGCUAUGAAGCUAUGAGCAGAAUAUACUACAGAGGAGCGAAGGCUGCAGUUGUGUGCUAUGAUUUGACUGACAGUAGCAGCUUUCUGCGGGUGAGGUUCUGGGUGAAGGAGUUACAGAACUGUGAAGAACACUGCAAGAUAUAUUUGUGUGGUACAAAGAAUGACCUUGUUGAAGCUGACCGCAGCAUGCGCCAAGUAGACUACCACGAUGUCCAAGACUUUGCAGAUGAAAUAAAGGCUCAGCUUUUUGAAACAUCCAGUAAAACAGGUGCCAAUGUGGACAAGCUCUUUCAGAAGGUUGCAGAGGACUUCAACAGCACUGCCUUCCACGUCUUAACAGAGGAGAAGGGAGUGGAUCUGGGGCAGAAGAAAGACACUUAUUUCUACUCUUGCUGCCACCACUGACUUUGGACUAGACGAGUCUCGCUGGACGCCACAUCUCUGGAAUCGUGGGAAUUUCUCCACUUUAAAGGAAAAAAAAAAAA